Messenger RNA from Neodiprion virginianus, 2466 nucleotides. RefSeq names its product 4-coumarate--CoA ligase 1-like. NCBI's taxonomy places the organism in Eukaryota, Metazoa, Arthropoda, Insecta, Hymenoptera, Diprionidae. The record is from RefSeq and is a predicted model, not a curated record. Gene Ontology annotation, molecular function: long-chain fatty acid-CoA ligase activity. The coding region runs from base 399 to 2024 and encodes 541 amino acids. The transcript is spliced from 7 exons. Gene Ontology annotation, biological process: long-chain fatty acid metabolic process; fatty-acyl-CoA biosynthetic process.
AUCAGAUUUAAUAAUCCUGAGCUGUUCAGAAUGAUAUAUAUAGUCUGAAACUCUGUCUAAAUCAUCGAACGAAUGAACGGGAUGUACUUGUGUGAGCAGAGAGAUCAAAUCCGUCUUGUACUCUAUCAGUCAAAGAAAUAAUUACAACCGAUCGACAUCGAUUUCAACGAAUCAACGACGCUGCACCGGUUUAACACUUCAUUGUAGAGAAUCACUUAAGAACACGCUCUUCUUUGAACAAUCGUCAUUCUGUCGAGUUGUAACGUGCUGUUGAUUACUCUUACCGAGUUCCAAGACAGAUAUUAAACGAGUGAAAAAAAAAUUUCUCAAGUCACAUAAAUAGCACGGUGGCACAAAAUCUAAGUUCGAUAGUAUAAUUUUACCGACAAACAGCGAAAAUGAAUGAUUCGAGAUUCACACUUGAGGACAAUGUACUCAAGGGAAAGGUUGUUCCUUAUCCUCCGUUCGAGUUCAACAGUUUGGGGGAACUCAUACUAGCCAGUCUGAAAAAUAAUCCAAAAUUAGUAGGGCAGAUCGAUGGUAAGACUGGCGAAGAAUACACCUUCGACCAGAUGCGGGACAGGAGCGUGAGAUGUGCUCUGUGGAUGAAGGCUCACGGUUUGCUCCCAGGAGACGUUGUUGUAGUUUGCGACAACCAACAUCUGGACGUCGCGAUGCCGUGUUACGCAGCCCUCUACGUUGGAGCCAUUUUCAAUCCCUUAUACGUCGGGAUGAGCAAACGGGACUUUUGUCAUAUGAUGAAAACAACUGCACCAAAAAUGGCAUUCGUCAACGAAGAAUUAGCUACCACCUUUGCCGCGGCGGCCGAAGAAAUUAAUCUUGACCUGAAGAUCAUAGUUUUUGGUCGCGUUUCCGGGUUUUUUGAGUUUGAAAGAAUAAUCAACGAGCAAGAAAACGAAAAGGUCCAAAACUACGAAUGCACACCGGUGAAAAGUUCUGGUGAUACUGCGGUAAUCCUGUGUACUUCUGGAACCUCAGGCUUGCCGAAAGGUGUUGCACUGUCACACCUAGUUUUGAUGAAGGUGCAAAACCGACCGGCACUUUCUGUACUGCAAGCCGACAGAGCUUUAAUCGUCACACCUCAAGCAUGGGUCACUGGAACUUUCACCAUGCUUUUUACUGUUUGCGCAAAGGCAACUAGACUAAUACCGCCGCCCUUCGACGAGAAUACAGCUUGCGCGCUCAUCGAAAAGCUCAAAAUACAUUCAGCCUUCUUACCCGUCAAUGUAAUGAACAGAUUGGUAAAAUCGGACGCCGUGAAAAAAUACGAUCUGUCCAGCCUGAAAGAUGUUACAAGCAGUGGAGCCAUUCUAUCAGUUGCUGCUCGGGAGGCCUUUAUCAAGGCUGUACCCAGCGCCACGAUCACCGUUGGUUACGGUAUGACGGAAGUCGGUGGUGUGAUCAUACGCCAGUCGCCUGGAUCGAAAUUUGGAUCAUCCGGUCAUGUGCUAGAGGAUAGCCAGCUGAAAGUGGUCGACCCAGCCACCGGGAAAGUACAGGGAGCCAAUAAAGAAGGUGAACUAUGGUUGAAGAGUUGCACUAUGAUGAACGGCUACUACAACAAUCCAGAAGCUACUGCUAAAGCGAUCGACGAGGAAGGAUGGAUGCACUCGGGAGAUCUUGGCUACUAUGACGAGGACGGUGAGAUUUUUGUGGUGGACAGAUUGAAGGAUCUGAUCAAGUAUCGAGGUUACCACAUAUCUCCAGCUGAUAUCGAGGAUGUGCUUUUGCCUCAUCCUGGUGUCAAGGAGGUUGCUGUCGUGGGCUUGCCUCAUCCUCUGGACGAUGAGCACCCUGUUGCUUUUGUAGUCAGAGCAGAGUCUUCUGCGACCGACCAAAAGGUUACCGAACAGCAAUUGAUUGACUUAGUGGCCACGGAAAUGGGUGACUUUAGUCAGCUGCGCGGCGGAGUCAAGUUCGUCGAUUGUCUCCCGAGAACAGAGUCCUACAAAACUCUGCGCAGAUAUCUACGUGAUUUGGCAACAUCUGUGGCAGCUUCGUAAAAUGAUAGAAAAAGAAGUUUUAUUUAUCUACGGGAUACUGAUUAUUCGAAAUAAAAUAUGUAACAUCCUAAGGCGUCAAAGUAAAUCAAAGAUGAAAUCUUCACGCGUACUGACGUUUGUACGAAUGGUGGAAAUGAAAUAAACAUCAGCAAUACCUUGGUCUAGAUCGUCAAGUAAAAUAAUGGUACUGCCAUCGAUAAGUAUCCAACACUGGGUUUAUUUGAUUCUACAUCGUCAGUAUCCCCAUCUAACUAAGAACUUGCACUUAGACUUUCUAUUUGUAUUUUAAUGUAUUACUAUCACAGAUAUAUUGAUACAAAGAUAUUUAACAUCGCCACAAAAAAGCAAAUUAAUAAACAGUAUUAAACCGUCAUUCGCUGUUUGUGCAUUAGGUUGCGUUUUCACGAAUUGAGUCUAACGAUGAGAUAAAAUUGAAGUACUA